Messenger RNA from Aspergillus tanneri, 927 nucleotides. RefSeq lists its product as uncharacterized. Bases 1 to 927 code for a protein of 308 amino acids. Lineage: Eukaryota; Fungi; Ascomycota; Eurotiomycetes; Eurotiales; Aspergillaceae. The transcript is spliced from 2 exons. The record is from RefSeq and is a predicted model, not a curated record.
AUGCCCCCGACUAUGCGAUCGUUGCCACUCCUGCUACUUGCCUUGCAAGGACUCUUUCAAUCAGCCAACGCCGAUACGCGGAUAUGCCGCUUUCCAGGCGGAAAGGUGACCGACGAUGUCCCCUGCACCUCGAAUCAAAACACCCACUGCUGCUCUCCGAGUUCUAUCUGCCUGGAUAAUGGGUAUUGUUACAAUAUAGCCCGCCAGCCGUUCGGUAUUUCUCGUGGAACCUGUACCGACGAGUCCUGGGGAAAGAACUGCCCUCAAGAAUGCAUUGAUGCCGACAAGAAAACGAAUAAAGGUUCCCCUAUCGUUGCUUUCACAACCCAGGGUGACGACCAGCUCUAUUGCUGUGGGGGACUAAGUUGGGAUGCGAAUAAAAAGGCAAUGGACUGUGCCGGCGGUGCUGAUCCUUUCACCUUGGAUUCAGCAAGGGCUAUUCUCGGUGUAGCCGCUCUCACUAACACCACGUUGGACACCGAGAAUUAUUACACGGCUGGGGUCAAUGCCUCUCAGGUAUCCGUAGCCAAACACUGUGACAAUAGCGGCAACGACGGCAAGAACGGCACAGAUGGCAGUAAUGGCGACAGUGAUAGUAAAGGGGGCAACAAUGGUACCUGUAGUACCGAUGGGAGCAACGGAAACAAAGAUGACUCCAAGGAGAAGACAGCCAUAGGCGCCGGCGUGGGUGUUCCACUGGGGAUCAUUGCGCUAGGGUCUUUGGCAUUUGCAUUUUUGCAAAAUCGACAGUUCAGAAGGUUGAAGGCUCAGUCACAAUAUGCAACCCAAGAGGGAAUGAUGGGUUCUUUGUUUCCCAUGGGCCACAUGGGCCACAUGGGCCAAAUGACUCAUGUGGAAGUCGGGCAUCAGACAUAUCCCGCGGAGUUGGAUAACCCUCCGAGAGAGUUGAUGGGGACAUCUAAAUGA